AUGUCGAAGCGAAAAUUCGGAUUCGAAGGCUUUGGUAUCAAUCGCCAGCCAACAUACAAUUUCGAGCGAUCUCAACCGCCUCAACGCUUAUACGUCCCUCCUUCCUCUCGCGGCGGUGGCGACGACGACGCCGACCUCGACAAUAUCGAGUAUGCCGACGAUCGAGACACUUCGAAUGAUGUCCUGCCUGCCGACGGCACCGAUGCUGCUGCCGAUGAAGACGAAAUCGAUCCUCUGGACGCGUUCAUGGAGGGAUUACAGGAAGAGAUAAAGGCAGCGGCGCCGCCGAAGGCGAAGGAUAAGCUGGACAAGUACAAGGAUGACGUGGAAGAUGAUCCGUUGGAGAUUUUUAUGAAGGCAAAGAAGGACGUGGGUCUGCAGUUGGCCGCAGAUGCUUUGCAGGCUGGGUACAAUUCUGACGAAGAGGUUUAUGCGGCGGCAAAGGCGGUGGAUGCUGGGAUGGUUGAGUAUGAUUCUGAUGACAACCCUAUUGUUCUUGAUAAGAAGAAAAUCGAGCCGAUUGCUGCACUCGAUCAUAGUUUGAUUGACUACGAACCGUUUAGUAAGGAUUUCUAUGAGGAGAACCCUUCCAUUUCAGGUAUGAGCGAACAGGAUGUCUCUGAGUACAGGAACAGCCUAGCCAUUCGUGUUUCAGGAUUUGAUGUUCCACGUCCGAUUAAGAAUUUUGAAGAUUGUGGAUUUUCCACUGAGUUAAUGAAAGCCAUAGGAAAACAAGCGUAUGAGAAACCCACACCAAUACAGUGCCAGGCUUUACCUAUUGUUCUCUCUGGAAGAGACGUAAUUGGAAUAGCAAAAACUGGUUCAGGAAAGACUGCUUCUUUCGUCCUACCUAUGAUUACUCAUAUUAUGGAUCAACCUGAACUUCAGAAGGAAGAAGGUCCUAUUGGUGUGAUAUGUGCUCCUACCAGGGAAUUAGCUCAUCAAAUAUAUUUGGAAGCUAAGAAAUUCUCUAAAGCUCAUGGUAUCCGUGUCUCUGCAGUUUAUGGUGGAAUGUCUAAGCUUGAUCAAUUCAAGGAACUAAAGGCAGGAUGUGAGGUUGUUGUGGCUACUCCAGGGAGAUUGAUAGACAUGAUAAAAAUGAAGGCACUGACAAUGUUGAGGGCAACUUAUUUAGUACUUGAUGAGGCAGAUAGAAUGUUUGACCUUGGUUUUGAGCCACAGAUAAGGUCUAUUGUUGGUCAAAUAAGGCCGGACCGCCAGACGUUACUCUUUUCAGCUACCAUGCCUCGUAAAGUUGAAAAGCUUGCUAGGGAGAUCCUUUCUGAUCCUGUAAGAGUGACUGUGGGACAGGUGGGUAUGGCCAAUGAGGACAUUACCCAAGUUGUUCAGGUAAUUCCAUCAGAUGCCGAAAAGUUGCCGUGGCUGCUCGAAAAGAUUCCUGGAUUGAUUGAUGAAGGGGAUGUUCUUGUUUUUGCAUCAAAAAAGGCCACAGUGGAUGAAGUUGAAUCACAACUGGCGCAGAAAGGUUUCAAAGUUGCGGCACUUCACGGUGACAAAGACCAGGCUUCGCGCAUGGAGAUUUUGCAGAAGUUCAAAUCUGGGACAUUCCAUGUCCUUAUUGCAACUGAUGUUGCUGCUCGUGGUCUUGACAUUAAGUCAAUUAAAUCUGUGGUGAACUUUGAUACAGCUAAAGACAUGGACAUGCACGUGCACCGAAUUGGUAGGACGGGGCGUGCGGGUGACAAAGAUGGAACUGCGUACACUCUCAUAACACAAAAGGAGGCAAGAUUUGCUGGUGAACUAGUUAACAGUCUGAUUACUGCUGGUCAAAAUGUGCCUGCGGAGCUUAUGGAUCUUGCUAUGAAGGAUGGAAGGUUCAGAUCCAAACGUGAUGCAAGGAAAGGAGGUGGGAAAAAAGGUAAAGGGAGGGGAGGUGGGGGUAAAGGUGUUCGAGGCGUGGACUUUGGUUUGGGAAUUGGGUAUAACCCCGAAUCUAAUGCUGCUUCAAGCACUACACCUGCUCGCUCGACAGCCGUCAAUUCUCUAAAAACGGGGAUGAUGUCACAAUUCAGGAACAGCUUUGUUCCCGCAUCAUCUAAUUCCCAGAAUCAGUUUGGGCAGAACAAUACAGGGGCACAACAAGCAAACAGGAGGAUGGCUUUGCCUGGAUUUGUAUCUGGUGGGACUAUUGGUGGCGAUAUGCAUGCUGUAAAAAUCAACAGUACAAACACUAAUUCUCCCGCUUCAAAAGCAGCUAUGAUAAAGGCAGAGAAAGAAGGAGGCGCUCUGGCUGGGAUCGCUAAUAUACAUACGGAUCGAAUGAUAUGUCUGUUAGUGGGAACUGGGAAGCAAACUGUUUUUCGGUUCUUGUUCAGUUUCGUUUGGUGCAAUUGUAUUUUGUUGUAUAAUGGCCUUUUACUAAAAAUCUUCUUCUUAUUGGCCACAAAAUGUGCAGACAAGAAUAUAAAUUAUGUGACUGGAAUAUUCUCUAUUUCUCAAGCCUUUGGACAUUUUGACACGUCUAUUGUUGAGCUUCGGAAUUGGAUCGGCCGACCAUUAACCGAUGAGCCAUAUCGAUUAAUCCAUCGUAUCCGGACUUUUCCGAGUCCCAUCCAGACUCCUGAAAAUCCAUAA
Striga asiatica is the source of this 2595-nucleotide messenger RNA. The record is from the annotation of a GenBank genome assembly. Lineage: Eukaryota; Viridiplantae; Streptophyta; Magnoliopsida; Lamiales; Orobanchaceae.